AUGGAAUUUCAUCUACUUUUAGGCUUUUACAAUAUGUCCAACAUUGCAAAACUCGAGUUUGCAGCACUUAAAGUUAGUAGGAAAAACUAUGUGCCAUGGAUGAUAGAUGUAAAAAUGCAUCUUAAGUCCAUGGGAAUAUCAAAUGCUAUAUAUGAAUUUAAUAAUUGCUUGGCACAAGACAAAGCAAAAGCACAAGUUUUCUUUCGUAAGCAUAUUGAUGAAAUGUUGAGAUUUGAAUAUCUUGAUGUUAUUGAUCCAAGUAUUCUCUGGAAUCUUUUGAAAGAAAGAUUUGAUCAUCAAAAGGAAGUUAUACUUCCAAAUGCUAUAGAUGAAUGGAGAACAUUGAGGUUUCAACACUUAAAGAAACAAAACAAUGAACUCUUGAUGAAAAACCAUGAAUCUUGUCCAAUGGGAUCAGUAGCACUUCCUGAAGCAAAUGCUACAAAUACUGAUGGUCAUCGAAACAAUACACGUGGACGAGGGCGUGGUCAUGGCCGUGGUCGAGGACGAGAUGUGGUAGCACAGGCAAUUCGUCAAGGACCUGUUGCAUACCUGCACAUCCUUGUCAACUUUAUCAAUAGUCCAUUAAAGGAAAAGAAAAAAGAAACAAACCUCGUUGAUAAAGUUGAAUUCACUCCGCUAACUUUUGAUGAUUUCCGCAAUGACAUGGAAGACAUAAACUAA
Molecule: messenger RNA, 684 nt
Organism: Lactuca sativa (garden lettuce)
Lineage: Eukaryota; Viridiplantae; Streptophyta; Magnoliopsida; Asterales; Asteraceae
Source: RefSeq, a predicted model, not a curated record